AUUUAAACUACAUUUAAAUUGGACAACGCGUACGCCGCGGUUGGGUUUGCCCUUUGACCGACACUACAUCGAGUGCCUCUCGAGAGCAUUAAUGCGUGCGCCAACCCCCCAAUUGUCUCUCACAUCUUCCGUACCUCCGAGCAGGAAACAUGCGUUCAAGAAAAGAAAAUUGAGCCAUACUAUUCAAUCGUCCACGCGCUGCGACACAGGUUCAUGUCCCUCGAAGGCAGACCAACUUACAACACCAAACGCACAUAAGGCCUCGACUUUGUCAUGCUCUUCAUGCCACCGUGUGUUAUCCGCAUCAAUGAGGUCUGGUGCAGGUGCAAGUACAGGCCUAACUUGUGCAAGGUGUGGAUCAGCUGUAUGUGCUGUUUGUUCUCGCACAUGCUCCUCGAUGUUACGACAAUCCUCAUUCCCGCCAACACCGGCAUUAACACGCUGUCCCUCUCUGUCGGGGUCACCGUCACCGUCACCUUCCGGAUCUCCCAAACGAGCGGCAUUAAGUCUAAACAUCUCCACCAUGAACUGUAGUAUACACCUCUCUCCAUCUUCUGGCAAACGAAAGAAACCUUCAGAAAAGGAUGACGUUGAUGUUGACUAUCCUUCGAAAUCUCGAGGUACGCUUUUCGGGCUAGACGACGGAGCUCUCCUUGUUCCUGGAUGUGGUCGACCCAUUUGCAGAACGUGCUGCGUGGAGAGUGUUCAGAACGAUGGGACUCUUUGUGUAGAUUGUUACGCCGUUGUUGGAAACGUGCUCUAGAAUGAGGAACAAUCCAAUCAUGAGGAGCCACUCAUGCUCUCUUGAAGACCCUUCAAGCUUACCGACAUCAUCUGCAUUGUCAAUGCUUUGU
Molecule: messenger RNA, 854 nt
Organism: Suillus bovinus
Lineage: Eukaryota; Fungi; Basidiomycota; Agaricomycetes; Boletales; Suillaceae
Exons: 3
Coding region: 92-763 (223 amino acids)
Source: RefSeq, a predicted model, not a curated record